Trichoplusia ni (cabbage looper) is the source of this 1534-nucleotide messenger RNA. Its product is annotated as zinc carboxypeptidase-like. Bases 21 to 1403 code for a protein of 460 amino acids. The record is from RefSeq and is a predicted model, not a curated record. The transcript is spliced from 6 exons. Gene Ontology annotation, molecular function: metallocarboxypeptidase activity; zinc ion binding. NCBI's taxonomy places the organism in Eukaryota, Metazoa, Arthropoda, Insecta, Lepidoptera, Noctuidae. Gene Ontology annotation, biological process: proteolysis.
ACGUCUGGCAUCAACCCAAAAUGUUGUUAAAAAAUGUGUUAAUAAUUUUAGUAAUUGUGUACACAAUUGAUGCUGUUAAGAAAAGCUAUGAUGGCUAUAAGUUGUAUCAGAUAGUUCCUAAAGAUGAAAGAGAGGUGGAUAUUUUAAAUGACGUAUAUUAUUCGAAUCUUGGUGAAUUCUGGGUUGAAUAUUUUAAAGCCAAAGAUGAUGUCAAGGUUAUGGUAUCUCCAAAAAACCUUGAGAAGUUUCAAGAAGUACUUAGGGUUGGAAAUGUUGAAGCUAAAGAAAUCAUCGGCGAUGUUCAAAAAGUAAUCAACGACCAACUAAAACCAGCAACCUCAAGAGCAUCUGAUACCUACCUAUCCUAUUCAUGGUCAGCUUACCAUGACCUUGACGCCAUCUAUAAGUGGUUAGACGAGCUAGAAACGAAUCAUACCGAGGUCAAAACUGUAGUAAUGGGCAAAUCAUUGGAAAACCGAGAUAUCAAAGGAAUAAUUAUCAAUUACCAUCCCGAAAUCAAUAAACCGAUUGGAAUGAUAGAAGGUACUCUUCAUGCACGUGAAUGGAUCUCAGCAGCUACUGUCACUUGGUUUAUCAAGGAGUUUUUAACUAGCACCGAUCCUCAAAUCAGGGCUUUGGCAGAAAACUUUGAAUGGCAUGUCUUUCCAGUUGUGAAUCCAGAUGGAUAUGUUUACACUUUUACUGAUAAUCGUAUGUGGAGGAAGAACCGGAGUCCAGCUAGCGCCAAGACUUGCGCCGAAGGAGUGGACGAUGACAUGAGCCACGGUGUGGACCUCAACAGGAACUUUGAUUUUGAAUGGGCCACUGUUGGUGCCUCGAAUGAUUCAUGCACUAACACAUACGCGGGCCCAAGUCCGGCCUCGGAACCUGAAACUAAAGCUAUUGCCGAAUAUGCGCUAUCUCUCAAGAAUAAAGGAAACUUCAUGUACUACCUCUCCUACCAUUCUUACACUCAACUUAUUAUCGUGCCCUAUAGCCAUGUUCAAAGUGACGGUGCCCUGCUUUCUGGAAACUAUGGUGAUAUGUUUGAAAUUGCCGUAAGGGGUUCUGACGCUAUGAGAAGAAGAAACGGAACUGAAUAUCGAGUGGGUCUAUCUGUACACGUUUUGUAUCCUAUGAGCGGUUCAAGCUUUGACUGGGUAAAAUACUACACGAAUGUACCUAUCUCAUAUCUUAUCGAACUUCGCGACCUUGGUGAGUACGGUUUUCUGUUGCCCCCAGAACAGAUUAUACCUACAGCCUUGGAAAACAUGGAUGGAUUAAUUGAGAUGGACAGGACUGCAAGAUCCCUGCGCUAUUACGCUCACACAUCUGGAGCUAGCAGAGUACUAGUUUCUGCUGUUGUAGUUGCCUUUGGAAUUGUCAUGUCUUUGUUAGGUUAAUUAAUAUUUUGAAUGUUGUAAAUUGUAAUAAUAUUUAUUGGUGUGAAAAUUGUUUCAUUUUCCAAACCCAUUUAUUUUAUCUUGCGUCUUUAGGUCUUAGCGAUAAUGCCAUUAAAAUCUUUGUUCGCACA